Molecule: messenger RNA, 2303 nt
Organism: Hypoxylon fragiforme
Lineage: Eukaryota; Fungi; Ascomycota; Sordariomycetes; Xylariales; Hypoxylaceae
Product: tannase and feruloyl esterase
Exons: 3
Coding region: 511-2163 (550 amino acids)
Source: RefSeq, a predicted model, not a curated record
UUUCUGGGUUGCGGAGUUCAUUGGAAUUCGGGGAAUAUAUCCAGGGGCACACUUCAUAUUAUCUCGAUACUAGGCAUUAUUUCAUAUUACAAUGAUUAUUUUGUUUUCACUGCUCAUACCUAUUCCCAACGAGCCUAGUUGCAUGCGGAGAAGCUGGAGAAACUGGGGAAAUGUGCUGCAGUCCUCCACUUCCUCCACUACGGGAGCUUCCACCACGACGUUUAACCGUGAUAGCGGGUCAUUUAUUCCCGGUUCUACUCCCCAAGGCUCCCCAAUCGUCAAUUAAGCUGCCCUUGCCACACUAGCAACCCUAGCAGCGAGUGCUACUUUGGCCAGGUCUUAGAUGGGGAAUCGAGAGGGGAACCUGAAUAACUGGAGGUAAUGCGGAAUCAUGGUCGCUGUAAGAGACGAUACAUGGAUACCGAGGGUAGGUAGGUAGAUAGGUAUAUAAAUGUACCUACCUCGGUAGCCAUAUAAUUGCUAUCGGACUUACAGCAACGAAUUCUCAAGAUGUCAGCAUCAACAUUCUCCGUGGUCAUCCUCCUCGGAACAUUCGCUCGCGUGGUCACAAGUUCCGCGGACGCAUGUGCAUCCUUCGGAAGCCGCCUCUCCAUCCCCAAAACCGCAUUAAUCGCCCACGAGUACCACCCCAAUGGCACGAGCAUCCCACUCCCCGGGACCGCACCGUCAUGCGGCGGGCCCGACCUCCACGCCACCGCCACCGCCUCUAUCUGCCGACUCGUCCUCGCGACCAAGACCUCUCCCUCAAGCAAGCUGCAGAUAGAAGCGUGGCUCCCCGACGAGCAGAACUGGAACGCGAACCUGCUGUUCACGGGCAACGGCGGCAUCGGCGGCUGCAUCGACUACGCGACGAUGCAGAACGGCGUCGCCGGCCUCGGGCGCGGUGGGUUCGCCGCCUUCGGGACGAACGCGGGCCACAACGGGUCCGUCGGGCACGAGCUCUUCCUCAACCGGCCCGAGGCCAUCAAUGACUUCGGGCACCGGGCCGUGCACGUCGAGGCGGAGGUUGGGAAGGAGAUCGCGCGGCAGUACUAUGACCGGACGGGGAAGGCGGCGCGGAAGAACUACUACGCGGGGUGUAGCACGGGAGGCCGCCAGGGGUUCCAGAACGCGCAGAUGCAUCCGCAGGACUUCGAUGGCAUGUUGCUUGGCAGCCCCGGCGUCGAUUGGCUGCACGUCGUCGCGUCGAAGGGGAUCCUUGCGCGGCGGAUCGGGUGGCCUGAUCUAAACUCUCCGGCGUAUGUGCGCCCGGAGCAGUGGGGGGGUAUCGUCGAGGCGCAGGUCAAGCAGUUCGAUGCGCUGGACGGCGUGGAGGACGGGAUCAUCGACGAGCCGACGACGCACCGGUUCGACCCCACGAUCUUAGCGUGCGGGACCGGCGUGCUCAACGCUUCGCUCUGUCUCACUCCGCAGCAGGUCGAGUCGGUGCGCAGGGCGUACGAGCCGAUUGCGAGUUCGUCGGGCGAGAUCGUGUACCCGGCUUUUGAGCUCGGCUCGAGGACGGAUGUGUUCUCGGAGAACCAGGAGAAUGGGACGGCGAGGAUGGGGUACACGAUCUUGCAGGACUUUUGGCGCGGGGCGGUCUACAAUGAUACGGACUGGACGCCGGAGAGUUUCAGUGAGGCGGAUAUGGAUUUUGCGGUGGGGAUCAACCCGGGGUUGGUAAACUCGGCGGAGAAAGAUUUGUCGAGCUUUUACCAGAGGGGCGGGAAGAUUAUUUCGUAUCAUGGGAGGACCGAUGAGACCGUCACAUCUGCUAACUCCGAGCAAUUCUUCACCGGGGUCCAGAGCGCCCUAGACCUCACGCUGGAAGAUAUUCAUAGCUUCUACCGACUAUUCUUCCUACCCGGGAUGCACCAUUGUUCAGGGGGGCUAGGCGCGUGGAGUAUCGGAAAUGCUAUGAAAUAUCCAUAUGACAAGGCGUUGUUAGAUCCUAAAUACAACGCGCUUGCUGCGUUGGUGGAGUGGGUUGAGAAUGAUGUUCCACCGGAGACUUUGAUUGGCACGAAGUACAAAGAUGAUAUUGUGGGAGGCAGAAUUCUAGCGCAGCGAACACAUUGCCCCUAUCCCUUGGUAAGCAAAUGGGACGGUGGUAAUGACACCAAGCUAGCGACUAGCUGGGAGUGUCGAAUGCCUUUGUAGACGGUACAUAGUUAUCAGAAUUUGGUAGAAAGACGGAAUAAAAAGAAAAAAGAAGAGUUGACGAUGAUGCCCCCACACCGGAUUGAACGAUGGACCUCAGCAUGUCGCAUAUGACUAACGAUACGAGUGCUGCGCCUGAG